AUGACCGAUGAACAGAUAGACACGACGCCUUCCCCGCACAGCCUCAAGCCCGCCUCGAUCCGGUCACGGUCGCUGGGCGGCUGCGAGACCUGCCGCCGUCGGCAUGCCAAAUGUGAUGAGACACGGCCAUCCUGUCAGAUGUGUGAGCGAGCGGGUCUCAUUUGUGAGCAGUAUGGCAUCCGACUUCUGUUUGACUCCGGGGAGAGUCAAGGCUCGCGUUGUCGACGGCCGCUCUUCACCGAGCACUGCCGCCAGCAGAUGAGCGAGCAGCUGGUGGCCAGCCUCAAACCCCACAAUGUCAACAUUGUGCUCUCUCGAUUGGAUGGGGACUGUGAGGAGAGGGACGAGAUACCCCCGACUCAGAGCUUCUUCGCUCAGUUGGGACCGUUUGGUGCCUUCCGUCUCGUUCAAUCUAAGCCCGACCCCAGCCCCGUCUUGAUAGAAACUCUCCCAGCACACUCGGAGCUACCACUGGUAGAGAUUCCUCCGGAAACUGGGCUCGAUCUCGCGCUGGAGGAUGCCUUUGCUAGUGAUCCCUUGCUUGAUUGCCUCUUUGGUAACCUGGAAGUCGAUGGUUUUGGGGAGCUGUCGACGCAGAACUUCUUCAGUGCUGCCAUGCCGCUAUCCGAGGGGGAUGACUUCUCCUCCCCAUCCCAGUCCCUCACCAGUGGCUUGCUGAUGGGGCCAUCGACCGCCUCGUCAAUGGGGCUGUCGUCUCCAUUCUUGUCCGCACCAAGUCUGCGGUCCCCUUCGACCGUCACUAAUCGCGCACCACCCGACGCUCCUUUCCUUCUGUCGGUCUACAAGCACGACGUAGUACCACUCUUCUCGCUAGUCCAAUCGCGUAAGAAUCCCUGGGAGGCAUUGUUUGUGUCUAGCGCCAUGGAGACCCUGGCCCGACUGACCAUGGGUGAGAACGUUGCACCGACGCAGAUGACCAUCUUCAGCGCCAUCCUCGCCACGGGCGCCUUUGCUCAACGAGGAGCCUCGGCCACGCGCAGCUCGGCAAAUUACUGGGAAGGGCAAGCAGAAGGCCUUGCGGCGGAGGCGCAAACCUACCUCAAGCGGGCCUUGCGAGACGCGUCAUCGACCGUCAAGAAGGUCAAGUACAAAGACAUCCUCAUCGCCCUCCUGUGCAUCCAUACCGUCUCGGCGUAUCAGGGUAGCGAAGAACGCGUCCGUCGUUGUCUGCUUGACUGCGAGAAUUGGGUGCGCUUCCGUGGCUUGCCCAAACCCCGCAAGUCGCGCAAAGUCCGCCUUCUGCACCACUGCUACGUCUACCUACGCAUCUUUCACGAAAGCACCUCGGUGCUGCCCCCGGUGCCGCCGGACGGGGAGAUUGACCAUGCCUCACCGGAGGCUACCGUCGGAUCCAUCGCGUCCAGCCGGUCAUUCCGGCUUCGCCAAUGGGAAGGCCGCCUCGACCAACGCAUGGAGGAGCUCAAAGAGCCGCACCAGGGCGAGAACGACCUCCACCUGGAGAUCCCCGGGCGGUGGGACUCGACCAUGUAUCCGCAGGUGUUCGGGCUGCCGGAGCCGCCGUUCUUCCUCCUCUCGCAGGUAACUCGGCUGGGCAACGAGCGGGAUCUCGCCGACGCGGGUAGCAGCAGCAGCACGCUGGAUUUCAAACAGUUCAAUGCGCGGGCACGCAGCCUUGAGCGCUGUAUUUCCGCAUGGCGGCCGCCGGCCCUCGCUGGCGAGGAUGAUGGCACGGCGGAUGCGGUGGAGCGCCGCAACGCCCGCCGCAGCUCCCAGCUCAGCAGCGUGUUGCACAAGGCGUUGCUGAUCUUCUUCUACCGCCGGAUCUAUGAUGUGGAUCCGAUGAUCCUGCAGGAUAAAGCGUGGCAGGUCCGGGAGGCGCUCGCCCAGUAUGACGAAGAGAUUGAGGGUCAAAGUGCCGCGUCGUGUGUGGCGGCCCCGUUCCUGUGGGCGGCUUUUAUUGCCGCGUGCGAAGCAAUCGACCCGGCGUUGCAGAGCAGGUUUGUGCGGUGGUUCGAGUCGGCUGCCCAGCGGAGCAGCGUCGGGGUGUUUGAGCACGCGCUGGGCGCCAUCCGGCUGGUCUGGGAGCGCCAGCGUCAGAGUACGGGAAUUACGGCUAGCUGGCCGCAGAUCCUGCGCGAGGAGGGGAUCAGUUUAUACUACAUAUGA
Messenger RNA from Aspergillus brunneoviolaceus CBS 621.78, 2148 nucleotides. Its product is annotated as Zn(II)2Cys6 transcription factor. The coding region runs from base 1 to 2148 and encodes 715 amino acids. Gene Ontology annotation, cellular component: nucleus. The record is from RefSeq and is a predicted model, not a curated record. Gene Ontology annotation, molecular function: zinc ion binding; DNA-binding transcription factor activity, RNA polymerase II-specific; transcription cis-regulatory region binding. Lineage: Eukaryota; Fungi; Ascomycota; Eurotiomycetes; Eurotiales; Aspergillaceae. The transcript has 2 exons. Gene Ontology annotation, biological process: positive regulation of transcription by RNA polymerase II.